Molecule: messenger RNA, 984 nt
Organism: Trichoderma virens Gv29-8
Lineage: Eukaryota; Fungi; Ascomycota; Sordariomycetes; Hypocreales; Hypocreaceae
Exons: 3
Coding region: 1-984 (327 amino acids)
Molecular function (GO): oxidoreductase activity, acting on the CH-CH group of donors, NAD or NADP as acceptor
Source: RefSeq, a predicted model, not a curated record
AUGACCCCAAACAAGACGCUCAUCUUCAAAAAGAUACCAAUUACCCUUCCGGUACCCGGCGAACAUCUCGUUAUCGAGAGUCAUGAAAUUGACCUCGAUAAUGCCCCUAGGGGGGGUCUUCUUGUCAGAAUUCUUUAUGCCUCAUAUGACCCUUACUUGGGUAUAAAGAUGCGGGAUCCCAGCAUCAAGUCCUACUCCCCACCAUUUAUUAUUAACGAACCCAUCUAUAACGACACUGUUUCUAAGGUCUUAAAAAGCGACAACUCCGAUUUCCAGGAAGGAGACAUCAUCAAGGCCCGGGCCCCCAUUGCUGAAUAUGCUGCCAUCACGGACCCAAAGGCACAAAGUGUUAUCAAGGUACAAAAUCCUUAUAACCUGGACUUGGCCCUUUUCACUGGUGCCCUGGGUAUGCCCGGCCUUACUGCUUGGGCUAGCUUGUAUAAGAUUGGUCAGCCCAAGAAAGGUGAAACCAUGUUUAUUAGUUCCGCCGCUGGUGCUGUCGGUCAGUUCGUUGGCCAGAUUGCGAAGAAAGAAGGCCUCACGGUCAUCGGCUCUAUUAGGUCCGAUGAGAAGCUCGACUACAUCACGAAAGAGCUUGGUCUCGACGCCGGCUUCAACUACAAGAAGGAAAAGCCCAGCGAUGCUAUGAAGCGCCUUGCCCCUCACGGCAUCGACAUCUACUAUGAAAAUGUUGGCGGAGAGCACCUCGAGGCUGCUUUGGAUAACAUGAAUGUCUUUGGAAGAAUUGCUGCCUCUGGAAUGAUCAGCCAAUACAACGGUGACAAAUUCGGCAUCAGAAACCUAAUGCAAGUAGUUGCAAAGCAGCUCAACAUACAAGGCUUCAUCGUCUUCACUCCUGCCUUUGCUGAGGGCAGUGUCAAGGCUAAAAUGUCCUUUACCGACGGUAUUGACAAUGCCGCCGAGGGUUUAGUAGGUAUUUUUGAGGGCAAGAAUUUUGGUAAGGCGGUGUUGCGCCUCGAAUGA